Haliotis rubra (blacklip abalone) is the source of this 5135-nucleotide messenger RNA. Its product is annotated as tensin-1-like. The record is from RefSeq and is a predicted model, not a curated record. Gene Ontology annotation, molecular function: protein binding; phosphatase activity. Gene Ontology annotation, biological process: dephosphorylation. NCBI's taxonomy places the organism in Eukaryota, Metazoa, Mollusca, Gastropoda, Lepetellida, Haliotidae.
CCUCCUUAAAUCACCAUGCCAUGUUGUCGAACGGUGGGAGAACGGAUGAAGUCAUGCUGGUCAUCCGUUGUCUUCAUGUUUCUGUGGCUGCUAGGAAAAUCUCGGCCAGAAGAACCCAAGGUUCUGAGGCAUCAGUUCAAGCUCUACGCCUUUCGUCGUCCUCACACAUGCUAUGUGUGUAAGCAGCUCGUCUGUAACCAGGGGUCAGCCUGUCAAGUCUGUCGCUAUAUUUGUCACAGGAAAUGUGAGCCACAGGUGGUGACUACAUGCGUUCCUCAGGUCAGCAAUGAACUGAGCAAUGACACACUAACAAGACAACAGGCAACCACUUCUCCACCGAUAUCCUCUCCUGGUUCAAAGGGAAUCAUGUCCUCUCUCAGAGAUAUGAUCAACAGGGGCCAGGACCAGGGUGAAAACCACAUGGCUCUGGACCUAACCUACAUCACCGAGAGGAUCAUUUCUAUGGCCUUCAUCGCUGAAGGUCACGACACAACAUACCGCGCCAACCUCAAAGAGGUCAUACAGAUGUUGAUGGCUAGACAUGGCGACAACUCACUGAUCCUGAACAUCUCUGAGAAGCGCCAGGACCUGGCCCGCCUCCACGCCAGAGUGCUGCGGGACUGUGGCUGGCCCGACCAUGUUGCCCCUCCCCUCGAGCGUCUCUGCAGUAUAUGCAAGUCUAUCGACUCCUGGCUCAACUCAGACCCCAUGCAUGUCGUGGUCAUUCACUGUAAGGGUGGCAAGGGGCGGAUGGCAAACGUCAUUGCAGCCUACAUGCACUACAGCAACAUCUGUGCCAGUGCUGACCAGGCCCUCGAUAGAUUUGCAAUGAAGAGAUUCUACGAUGAUAAACUGGGCGGCCUCCCUCAACCCUCUCAGAGGAGGUAUGUACACUACUUCGCAGGAUUACUAUCAGGCGCUAUCAAGAUCAACAGCAAUGCCCUCUACCUGCAUCACAUCUUGAUCCACGGCGUCCCCAACUUUGACACCAGCGGUGGGUGUCGGCCGUACAUCAAGGUGUACCAGGGCAUGCAGCCCAUCUUCACAUCAGGAGUAUACAAUGUGACAGACAACAUGCAAAAGGUUUGCAUCUCGAUAUCACCUGGCAUCCCCCUGCGAGGUGACAUCUUGAUGAAGUGCUACCACAAGAAGACCCGCAGAGGACAACGCGAGAUGAUCUGGAGGUGUCAGUUCCACACGUGUGCCAUCUCCGACUACAACCUUGUCUUCACCAAGCAGGAGCUGGACGAUGCAAUCAAUGAUCCACGGUUCCCCGACUCAGGAAAAGUAGAAUUUGUGUUUGGUCCACGGUCCGAUGGUUUGGUUUCAGUCUCAGGGUUUAAAUCUGAUGUGACAGUGCCAGUGGAUGAUGGCGAAGACAACCUAAUCCGUUCAGACAGCUACGAGAACUUCCGCAAGGUCAUCGAUGACACUGAUAUUAAUGAAAACGGAAUACCACCCGAAGGAAUAAGCAAAGUUCGUGUGUCAAAGGUCGAGCACGAGCAGGGCCCAAUAGAUGGAAGUUUGUAUGCCACGGUAAACAAGAAACGAAUCGAGAACCAAUCCACCUCAUCCUCCGUGCUUCAUAAUGGACCCAUGCAAAAUGGUUCCUUGACAUCCAGCCUCGACUCUGGUAUUUCCACAUCCUCUGAUCUCCAUGCAACAACUGUCAAUCAAAGCCAUCAAAGCCACCAAAGCCAUUCGCAGUACAACUCGAAUGUGAACGAAGUGAUUUCCCCAAGUUACAGGUCAGGUGUGCAGUCUUCUAAGACAAGUUACGGAUCAAGCACAAUGCCCAAGCAAACAGUGAAAGCAUUAGACGAGCGUACACAGCUAGAUGAACUAUUAAGUGACCUGUUACAGGAUCAGGUAUUUGUAUCCUCCAGUCCAACAAGUCCGAAAGAUGCCAGUGCUUCAACCAUUACCACAACAACACGAACAUUCACUACAUAUAAUACAAUAGACUCUAAUCAGCGAAGUCCAAAUCAGAAUGUUUCUAUUCAGAGAGCGGAAGUGACUUACAAAGUUCCUGGAGCCAAGGAGGAGAAGCACCAUACGAUCACAGCUGGUGGUGAACAGGACAUCCGCAAACCUGGGGUUCCUAAAAAUGCAUUUUCAUACACUGCUACCUCCCCAACAAAUGAGGGGAAAACUGUGCAACCUUUAGAAAAAGACCUAAUCCGAAAUGCGGAAAAUAUGCCCAGAAUGCAAAGUCCUCCUGGACGUGUUCAUACUCUGCCAUAUAGGACUGAUUAUGAGAAUAAGUACAAUGAAUAUUCCUAUCACACGUUAGAUGGUUCAAGUUUGCAGCAGCGGGAGGUUGAUAACGCAUCGUGGCUUCAGCAGCAGCAAGAGAAGCUCAGGGCAAAGAAGGAAGUUCGGUCUCCUCAAGAGAGGCAGCUUGUGUCUGAGCUGCGUUCUGCCCAGAACAAGUACUAUACACGGCGCACACAGAACGAAGCUGAGGAGCAGGCUGUGAUGGAAACUUACAAAACACCUGUAGCCAAUGGCCCAGUUUCACCUACAAAUGUCCAAUCGUACAACCCCCCUCAGCGAAGUCAUAGCCACGAUGGUUUCUGGCCAAAUGACACUCAACCAUACAAUAUGCGCCAGCAGAUGUCGCCUACAGAUAACCAUUUCAACACAUACUCUCAGUCUUACUCAGAAUCACGUCAGUCUUACAACCGUAGCGUAUCUAACAAACCACCCCCUUCCCCAACGCUUCAGAGGUCUAUGAUUUCAGCACCCCCAGUAACCCCUCCAGUUCGAACCAGUAGCAAGGAAUUUAUGAGAUCUCGAUCCAACAGCAGCAGCAGCUGGCAACCCCAGCAGCAGCAGCAGCAGCAGCAGCGUCCUCUGCAGCGUCAGGCAUCAGAGACACUCUAUGACCGGGACUUUGCUCCUCAAUCAAUCCCUCGUUCAUACAGUGCCAGUCAUUCACCAAGAGCGUUGUCGCCAGAGGAGCUUGGUCUUCAGCAGGCAUCCUUCACGACAUACCGCACCAUCAAGCACAUACACCAGGAUGAUGAUAGCAUGACCAGGCAGCAACAGCCUCCAGUUCAGAAGGCGCCAGAGCCUGUUGCUCCUCAAACACAACAACAUUAUGUUACUGAGGUCUUUGUCCACCGGGGACCAAGUGCAGUUAGCCAGACACAAGAGAAAGUAUCCAAGGACAAAAUCGAUGGCAUCAGUACCGCAUCUCGCCUUGAGGAACUGGAACGGUCCCUCAUGGCUGCUGAGGAGUCCAUUAAGGCAUCGGUACCACAGCAGUUCUCACAGCAGAAACAGGACGAGGUAUUUGUGCGGCAUGAGACGCGACAGAUGGAAUCCCAAAGCAGCAGCCAGAUCAAUAGGACGGAACAAGGGCCACCUCCAAAACAGGUCCGAGAGGUGGAAGAGGACAGGAUCAUGCUCCGCCCCAUUGGGCCUGGAGUGCAGACUCUGGAGCCAGAAAGCCACACCGGAACUCUGGGACGACCCACCACACCCGGCUUUCCAACAUCACCAGUUACCCCUCCAUUCCCAGUUUCACCAAGGACUCCUUAUUCAAAUUCAGGUGGCCUUGUCAGCCCUACCGGAACUCUUAGCCAUCAGCAAAUACACUCGAUGACCCAACAACAUCAGCAACAGCAGCUACAACAGCAGCAACAACAACAACAACAGUUCCAGUUGCAGCAACAACAGCAGCAGCAGCAGCAACAGCAACAGAUGCAACAGCAGCAUUUCCAAAAUGUGCAAAGUCAGCAGUUUCAGCAGCACCAGCAGUUCUCGAACACCAAUGAUGGGACUCUGAAGAUCGAUACCAGUCCUCACAUGCUUAUCUCCCCUCGAAGCCCCUCUUCAGCUGGGAGCCCCCCUUCCCCCAACAGCAGCCUGAACACCCUGCGUCAGCAGCUGAGUGCCGCGCACAUCAUGUCUACCGGUGCCCUCUCCCCAGGCCCUCACUCCAUGACUGGACAAAGCUCCCCCAGUGUGUACUUCGGCAUGUCACGACGAGGCAGUCUGUCCUCACUUGCAGAUGUUGAUAUGGUAAAUAACACUGCCAGAUUUGUGAAGGACACCUCAAAGUACUGGUACAAGCCCAACAUCACCAGAGAAGAAGCUAUUGUCCUACUGAAGGACAAGCAACCAGGAACAUUUGUGAUCCGUGACAGCAAUUCCUUCCCAGGAGCCUUUGGCCUGGCGCUGAAGGUGGCCACUGUCCCUCCCAACGUCCAGACCAAGUCUUCCGGCGAUCCUCAAGCUGACCUCGUGAGGCACUUCCUCAUUGAGCCCACACCCAAGGGUGUUCGUCUACGGGGAUGCAGCAAUGAGCCAGUCUUUGGCAGCCUGGCAGCCCUGGUGUACCAACACUCGAUAACCCCCCUGGCUCUGCCCUGUAAACUCAAUCUACCAGAUGCAGAUUACCUGGGUGAGGUGCAGAGUGCGGAAAGCCCUCGCAGCACAGAAAUGCCAAGUUCUGCUGCUGCUCUGUUAGCACAGGGUGCGGCAUGCAAUGUGAUCUUCAUCAACACGGUGGACAUGGAAUCUCUCACUGGACCUCAGGCCAUAGCUCGGGCUCUCAAGGUCACCACGGAGUCCACCCCCAGCCCUGUCACCACAGUCGUGCACUUUAAGGUGUCCAAUCAGGGCAUCACACUCACGGACAACAACAGGAAAUUGUUCUUCCGUCGUCACUACCCAGUUUCAGCUGUUACCUUCUGUGGCAUGGACCCUGAUGGCAGGAAGUGGAAGCGGGAAACAGAUGUAUCUGGGAUGCAAGCAGAAGUCAAGAUCUUCGGCUUUGUAGCAAGGAAACAGGGUGGAGUGUCUGACAAUUCAUGUCAUUUGUUCGCUGAGCUGGAUCCCGAACAACCCGCUUCAGCCAUCGUCAACUUUGUAACAAAGAUCAUGAUUGGUCAAAGCAAGAUCAAGUCGUAGGAUCUGAUUGGAUAACAGCUGGUUCCAAGAUUCUCUAGCACGAGCUGUGUACUCGCCUUGCUACUCGUCUUUCAUUGCCAUUGGAGGGAAAUUUAUUUGAUAUUACCAUCGCUUGGUUGUUACAUGACUGCUUUGUUAGGCUUGUUUACUGAUGAAGAACAGGUUGUGCAAGGGCAAUUAGCACAUGAAGGAUGCAGGCUUGGUUGUGCAGGUGA